AUGGUAUCCCUGCGGACCGAACGUAGCGCAUCACCUCUACCGUUAGCACCGCACGCGAUCGCCCAUCUUGUCCAUUCGCGCGACGAAGCUUCCGUUGCCCCGACACCAUCACCACUUCCGCAUCAAACAAAGCGACAAACGGCCCAACCGUCCUUGCUUGUUUUCUUGCAUUCCUUGCUACGCAUUCUUCACCUUCCAACGAUCAUGAACGCUGCCGUGACCAUUUUCAGUCUCGGUAUUGGCGUCGGCAUCAUUCUGGGGGAUUCCUUUCGCGAGCACGAAACGACGUAUCGCACGGUCCAGACGACCCACGACGAAAACGGAAACCGUCAAAGAGACCAUCACAACGACUCCAGCCCCGCUACGUUUCGACCCCACGUGGAUGCUUUGACGGCGGCCACCGCGGCGUCCUGGCAGACUUCGGAAUCGGCACACUUGCUACCGGCUCAGUAA
Messenger RNA from Phaeodactylum tricornutum CCAP 1055/1, 453 nucleotides. RefSeq lists its product with no specific name. The coding region runs from base 1 to 453 and encodes 150 amino acids. NCBI's taxonomy places the organism in Eukaryota, Bacillariophyta, Bacillariophyceae, Surirellales, Neidiaceae. The record is from RefSeq and is a predicted model, not a curated record. The transcript has a single exon.